CGUUUAAUCAUUCUUUUUCGCCCCGGCCUGCACUUCCGAUUUCAGACCUGUUUCAGAGCGUGAAGGAAAGAAGACUUCGAGCACUUCAGACCUAGGCGCGCCUAAGCGAGUUAGGGCAUUCGACGGACUUCGCCCUUCUUGGCCUGCGGCUGCGGUUGCGGCUGCGGUUGUUACGCGAAUUAGGAAGACGAACUCCACUCUGGCCCUCGCGAGGAAGACGAACUGCAAAUCCGCCCCUGCUCUGCGGCUGAGCUUGUUGGCCUGCGGCUGCGGCUGCCCUUCUUACGCGAAUUAGAGACCCCCCAUCCCACGGCCCCAAACCCUAAUUAGAGCUGCGGCCUGCAAGGUCACGAGGAAGACGAACUCCACUCUGGCCCUCGCGAGGAAGACGAACUGCAAGUCCACCCCUGCUCUGCGGCUUUGAGCCUCCCCCACUCUCCAGGUAACCUCCAACUCCAAUUCUCCAAAAUCCAAAUUCUAUUUGUGUUUACUUUUAGUUUUUUGAUUUUUUUUGAUUGAAUUGCUGUUAGAUUGUGAUUUCAUUGAAUUGUGAAUGUGUUAUAAUAUUCCGUUUGACCGACUUGCAAUCAUCCUUAAUAUUUAGGCAUAAUAGAAUUUAUAUUAAGUGUCUGAGUGAAAUUGUGGUGGUUUUGUGUAAUUAUUAUACUUUUUUUUUCAAUUAAAUGAUUGAUGUUUACUUCUGUUCAAUGCUGUUAACUAAAAUGAUUUCACCUAGGGUGGGAAUAUUGAUGAUCUCAGUUCAGCUUUUAUCAGUUUUUGGUUCGGUUUGGUUUGAAACAGAAAGAAAGAAUGAUUACCAAACAAAAUCUAUGUUAGGUUUGUUACAGUUUGGAAGAAAUUCUACAAAAUUCAAAUGGAAUUGCAAAUGGUUGCUCGGUUCCUCCAAACUGAUUCUUUAAUGGCUCAAAUCUAUCCUUUCAAUGUCUUUUUGAAGCAUGCCAGUAUGGUUUAUUUGCAAAUAUAAAAAACAUAGAGAUUAAUAUCUAUAAAAAGUAUAAUGUAGAAUUGAUUUUCAUUAGACAUGUACUCAACUCCAUUUCCUUACAUGUUCUUGUGGUUACUACUCCACCUAGAAGAGUCAUCACUCUUCUAAAUAGGAAGAUUGCUAACUGUUUUUUUUGUUAACGAGGAGGAUGGUUCUAAAUAUCAUUGGGCUAAGCUGAAAGUCAUAUGUCAACCCAAGGAAGUGGGAGGGUGGGGAUCAGAUCAUUGGAACACAUUCAGCACGUAUACUCCAUCAAGCUGUGGUGGGAAUUUCAGAAGAAAGAUUCAAUGUGGAAAAGAAGAGGUCAUUUCAAAUUUUCUUGAAGCAAUUCCUCGUUGUAUUUAAGAACUGGGAACCGGUUAAUAUUGAACAAUCUGUGGAGGGUAUGUUAUGUGCAUCUACCUCGGAGGGUUCAAAACAUGGCCCUGAUGUUGUACUUGGCUGUUCAUUUGGUCAUCCUGCAGAAAUAAUUCUAUGUUUAACUGAAGAGCUUGCACAAAUAACCAUCAUUGUUAGUGAAUAUCAGUUGGGAGCUUUCUCUACCUUAACAUCUGAAGGUUUUCCUAUCUUAGAUGCUUUGGCUGUUGUGGUUCGUUCAUUGCACAAUUGCCGACUCUUUGGCUACUAUGGCGGGAUCCAGAAGAUUACUGCAUUAAUGAAGGCCACAGUUGUGCAACUCAAGACCAUUCAUUGCUAGUGCACUUUCAACAGAAGGAAAUAUGCUAAACAAUGUUGUGGAGAGGACUGCAGUUUUUCAGAAUACUUUAGUGCGUGCUGUUUCUAUAAUAGGCAGCUUUGUCAACUUGCAGUCGAACAUAUAUAGGGCUCAUCUAAACAGAAGUCACUUGGAGUCUUUUGUCUUGAGGGGUAGCAUGGAAACAACUGAACCUUCUACAGACGUGAGUGGCUCUCUCACUGAAGUAUUGUUGCAGUGGCAUAAAAAGGCAGUUGUGUCUGUAAUGGAAGCAGGCGGCCUUAAUUGGUUAGUAGGUAAGGUAGAGACUGCGUGUGCAUACGUUUGUGCUGAGAGUAAGAUUUAUGAUGCGACUGAGUGGUAUACCUUCCAGUUACAUAGUGCAAUGGAGGCAAGCCGUAGGCUCAACUCAAGAAAGGGAAGAGUGAAACGGAUUAUUCCUAUGUCUCAAAUGCAAGUUGGGAGUUAUGAAUGUGGUUAUUAUGUGUUGCAUAUGUUGAAUAUUGUUUCGGCGGUAAUUCUUGAAAUGUGGGAUGAGCGAUUCGCCAAUCCGGAACCAUUCUCAUCAGAAAAGAUUGAUGAAGUACGAACUCGUUGGGCAUCAUAUUUCUUAGAAAUGACGCAACCCGUCAACGACACAUGAUGAACGUUUUUGUUUAAGUUUUUGAGUGAUGAUGAGACUUGUAACUUUAUACAAUGUGUUAUUACUCUAGACUUGUGCAAGAAUUAUUUUAGUUUAGCUUAUUAUUAUGUACUAAGUUGUUACUUGAACUUGUUUAACAUUUGUGGAAGAAUUGAAAAAUAGCUUGUGUUAUUGUUUUAGAUGGAUCAAGUGAACAGGUGAAAAAUU
Cuscuta europaea is the source of this 2550-nucleotide messenger RNA. The record is from the annotation of a GenBank genome assembly. Lineage: Eukaryota; Viridiplantae; Streptophyta; Magnoliopsida; Solanales; Convolvulaceae.